Suillus fuscotomentosus is the source of this 1102-nucleotide messenger RNA. RefSeq lists its product as uncharacterized. The transcript has 11 exons. NCBI's taxonomy places the organism in Eukaryota, Fungi, Basidiomycota, Agaricomycetes, Boletales, Suillaceae. The record is from RefSeq and is a predicted model, not a curated record. The coding region runs from base 181 to 1002 and encodes 273 amino acids.
CUAACCAGAGAGUGCUCUGUGUUCUCGGUACUAACAGGUCCAUCCGUGAUUUGCCAUGUCCCCACAAACAGUGUCGGCGUACUCUGCCUCUACGGGAUUGGCUCUGACAUCUUUCACUCUUAUAGUGUACGACCAUGCUAUCACGUUGGAUCAAGAGAUAACUUUCUUCUGGUCUGGCUCAUGGUCAGCGUCAAGAGCACUAUAUCUCAGCAUACGAUACUUGGCUCUGAUACAAGCUUGCCUUACUCUGUAUGGAAUAGCAGGACCGGUCGAGACUUUCAGUCCUGCGGUGGAAAAAACCUGUUAUUCAUUGCGGGCUACGUUAUUUCAUUCCUGGUCUUGAUACUCUGUCAAUGUGUCGUGACAUUGCGAGUGUGGCAUCUAUUCUUCCGGAGUUGCCUCAUUAGAUGGCUGGCGGUCACUGUUUUCGUCAUUUGCGCGGCAGGAACUGUAAUAGUUGGCAGCGUCGAGUUUGAUACCAUCAAGAGUGCCCUGAAUGUAAUGUUGACCGCUGAGAUCCCGACGCAGAGCCCUCCAUUUGUGUUUGCCAUGUACCUGCCAUCCCUGGUCGUCCAUACGGCCAUGCUCUUACUGACGAUGUAUCGCUUUCGCGUCAGCCCAAAAGUGUUGCAGCAACGUGGCAUUAUACACCGAUUCGUAAAAGAAGGGAUAUUGAUGUAUACGUUUGCGGCCGGAUCACUGCUAUAUGAAAUUAUCGGUCUUUCUAUGACUGAACCGAAGGAAAUAACUGUAUACUAUCCAGCUUUGAGAGAAGGAAUAGCAGUAGCAACUACAGCCGUCUCCGUCUGUCGUGCAAUGCUUAGCGUCAGGUCAUUGGCUGCAACUUAUCAUGUCGAUCCGGCAUGGUUGCUCAACUAUGCAGAACUGAGUCGUGUUCAAUGGAGGACAGGAGCCAAUGAAGGUGAAAUUUUUGUCGAAGCAAGUGACAUGGACGCGGUUCUCCCUUUCAAAUUGCUGGGAAUGUCUGUCGGGAGAACAUGAGGCGAAGGAGUUGUGUAAAAAUGAUUUAAUGUGUAUGUUUUGAACAUGAUCCCCUGAAAUAAUACAUUUUUAUUGAAAUAGAACUAAUUUGUCCCAGCAA